Rotaria sordida is the source of this 1134-nucleotide messenger RNA. The record is from the annotation of a GenBank genome assembly. Lineage: Eukaryota; Metazoa; Rotifera; Eurotatoria; Philodinida; Philodinidae.
AUGAGUUACUGUUACGGUCAAAAACUUCAUAGUUGGCAAUAUAAGACUUCACAUGGUUUUGAAGAUAAAAAUGUACUGGUUAUUGGUAUUGGUAAUUCCGGAGGAGACUUAGUUGUUGAAUUAGGUCGCGUUGCCAAACAGGUUUAUUUGAGUACUCGUCGUGGUACAUGGGUAUUGAAUCGUAUUGGGCCUAAUGGAUGGCCAAUUGAUUUGGUAACAACAAAUGAAGUUAUGAGUGCAAUUCAAAAAUAUUUUCCUUCAUUAAUCAAUUGGCUUCUGGAAAGAGAUUUUAAUAAAAGAUUUAAUCAUGAAACUUAUGGUCUUAAACCAAAUCAUCGUCCUCUAGAACAACAUCCAUUUCUGAAUGAUGACUUAGCUAAUAGAAUUUUAUGUGGUUCUGUUAUAAUUAAACCUAAUAUUAAAGAAUUUACAGCUGAUGGUCAUGGUGUUAUAUUUGAUGAUGGUUCUAAAGUUGAUCAUAUUGAUUGUGUUCUUAUGGCAACAGGUUUUAAUAUUGCAUUUCCAUAUUUAGAUGAAAAAUUUUUAGCUGUCAAUGAGAAUAGAGUUCGACUUUAUAAAUACGUAUGGCCAUCUCAUAUGACUCAUUCGACACUUGCUGUUAUUGGUCUUGUUCAACCAUGGGGUGCUAUUAAUCCUGUAGCAGAACUUCAAGCACGUUGGGCUAUUCAAGUAUUUAAUAGUGAAUUAAAAUUACCAUCACAUUUAAAAAUGGAUGAAGAUAUUGAUGAGAAAUUUCAUGAAUUAUCACAACAAUAUAUUGCAUCACCACGACAUACUUUAGAAGUUCGUCAUGGAGAUUAUUGUAAUGAAACAGCUGAUAAAAUUGGUUGUCGACCAAAUAUAUUAAAUUAUCUAAUAAAGGAUUUUAAACUUGGUUUGCUUUUACUAUUUGGACCAUAUACACCAUAUCGAUAUCGUUUACAAGGUCCAAAUAAAUGGGAAGGUGCACGACAAGCUAUUUUGACACAAUUUGAAAGAGUUAAAUAUCCAUUACGUGUCAGCCGUAAACAAGAACAAAAUCAACAAAAGAAAUUUGCAAUAAAUUGGACACCAAUGUUUUCAAUUGUAUUUUUAAUAUUAAUUUCCUGUAUUAUUUUUCAAUGCUUUAUGUAA